Messenger RNA from Melanaphis sacchari, 1330 nucleotides. RefSeq names its product zinc finger CCCH domain-containing protein 11A-like. Gene Ontology annotation, molecular function: metal ion binding. Lineage: Eukaryota; Metazoa; Arthropoda; Insecta; Hemiptera; Aphididae. The transcript has 5 exons. The record is from RefSeq and is a predicted model, not a curated record. Bases 388 to 816 code for a protein of 142 amino acids.
CGAGCUCAGAGCGGCAUAUUUUUUUUUUAUAUUCCUUUUAUUAUUUCGUUCACUUUGACUGGUAUUUCGCUCAACCAAAUUUUUAACACUAAUUACAUCAGUAAUCGUAAAAAUUGCAACAAACAAAACGACGACGGGAUUUUCGUAUUAAUUACCGUCCGCUCUUUCGCCCGGCGGUUUCAUGUCGAGUUUGAUCGGCUGCGGACAUUAACGUCGCCUCCGCCGCUGUGAAAAGUCGAACGCACCCCAACAGUACUCGAAUCUGGGGAACAGGAACCACCGGACCACAGCGGCGGCAUUGAACAGGGGACACCACCGGAGAGGAGACAGGACUGAUCAUACAAAAACUAAUCCUUCGAGAGACUCCACUCAGGAUCUCCAGAAAUCAUGGAAAAGGGUGACAAGAAAAACAAUGACUGUUACUUUUAUUACUAUUCGACUUGUAUGAAGGGAGAUAAAUGCCCAUUUCGCCAUGAACCACAAGCGUUAGGAUGUGAAAUGGUAUGUAAUUUUUGGCAAAACGGAAAGUGUGAAAAUGAUCAUUGUACAUUACGACACAUGGAAUUAAAGAAAAAUCGGAAAGCAAUUCCGUGUUAUUGGGAAAAACAACCAACUGGAUGUCGUAAGCCAUAUUGUGCAUUUUUACAUACCAAAACCCGAGAUCCAUCUCAAGAUGCAGGGGCUAUUGCGAUUGCAGCUAACACCAUGGCUAUUGAAAAUAGUUUUCGCAUAAACCCAAUGGCUGGUGUUGCACUUACUGCUGGUCCUGAAGCUGCAUUGCGACAACGUUAUGACCAGCCAUUACGAAUGAAUUGACAACCAAUGAACGCAAGUACGGCAUCUACUGUUUAUGGCAGUUCUGUCGUCACACUGCCAUACGUAUUCAACAAUAAUCAAUCUACUGCUGCCAUGUUUCUUGAUCAUUGCAACUUCAAUGCGUUUAUGUAAAAUUCAAUAUUGGUAUUUAAAACGUUCUCAGUACUGAUAAUUAAAAAAAACCUCCCUUUUCCUAGACAUUUUCAUAAUCUUGGUUAGGUACAAGGCAGAAUUGUUUCACUCAACAAAUGCAAUAUUCAACAACUUAAAGCCGAAGCUUGUUUAUUUAUUUAUCUUUGUUUUUCUAUCUGAACAUUUUAUUAUUAUUUUAAACUAUUGUUAUUAUUUAUUUUAUUUUUAAGUAAUUUUUAAUGAACAUCAUGUUUUGUCUGCACUGUAGUUCAUAUAAAAAAUGUGUUGCAUAAUUCUACGUUUAUUCAGCUCAAUUUCUAUUAAUCUGGUUACAUUCUAAAUGCUUUGUGAAAAGUCAUGAACUAAUGCUUUUUUUUUUUUU